Molecule: messenger RNA, 2425 nt
Organism: Archocentrus centrarchus (flier cichlid)
Lineage: Eukaryota; Metazoa; Chordata; Actinopteri; Cichliformes; Cichlidae
Gene: nucks1a
Product: nuclear casein kinase and cyclin-dependent kinase substrate 1a
Exons: 9
Coding region: 286-1281 (331 amino acids)
Biological process (GO): double-strand break repair via homologous recombination; interstrand cross-link repair
Cellular component (GO): cytoplasm
Molecular function (GO): single-stranded DNA binding; double-stranded DNA binding
Source: RefSeq, a predicted model, not a curated record
ACCCCUCAAGGCCGCGGGGUUUGGUUGAACACAGGCUGCAGUUUCAGUUUGUUUUAUUCACCAUUUUGAAGGUAGCUGAAGGUAAAAAAAUAAGAAUAUUUGCGUUGGGAGGACAAAUCGCUGCCGUAAUUUUAUUUUUACGCGCUAGCUCGGACGGUGGAGUUGUGCGUCAGCUUCGCUCCCCUCGGUGUUUUGCAGAGCGGGAAUCUAUAUUCCUUUCCCCCCCCUGUGCUUGUUCUUCUCCCCCCUUUCUCACAUCCUUAACCUCUACAGUAUUCCUGCAAAAUGUCAAGACCAGUGAGGAACAGGAAGGUGGUGAACUACUCACAAUUCAACGAGUCUGAUGACGCAGAUGAGGAAUAUGGUGACGACAAGCCUAAGAAGGUGCGACCAGCCCCUCGCGAGCACAAGCGCUCAAAGAACUCACAGGAUGACAGGAAGGAUAGAAUUGGAUCUAAGGAUCCAGCAUCAGCUGAAGGUUGCAAAGGCAGAGAUGCACAGUCACCUCCAGCACCACAGGAUUUACGUGAGGACUCUGAUGACAAGCUCUCCAAAUCCAAAAAUGAUUCAGCAGAUGACUUUGGCAGCGAUGAAGAAGACAAUGAGUUUGGAGAGGAGGAGGAUGAAGACGGAGGAAGCGACUAUGAAGAAAAAAGAGGGAAAAAGGGAAAGAAAGCCAAGGUGGAGAAGCCCAGCAAGAGGGGGCCGAAGAGAAAACGGGCUGCAGAUGACAGCGAUGACGACAGGGAAGUGAGUCGAAAGCGUACGGUGCGUCAGGCAGCCUCGAAGGCCGUGUCCAAACAGAGAGAGAUCCUGCUGGGAGAUGGAGGCAGCGAGGAUGAGGAGCAUGAAGAUCAAGAGGAGUCCUACAUGGACCCCGAUGAGUCUGGCAGCGAUGAGGACUUCAUGGUGGAGGAUGACGAUGACAGUGACUACGGUCACUCCAAGAAGAGAGGCAAGAAGGUGAUUCGACGGCGACGGACGGACAAGGAGAAGAAAAGCCCCAAGCCCCGGCUAAAGGCCACAGUGACCCCCAGCCCGAUGAAAGGAAAGGGGAAGGGGCGCCCCAGCACCAAGGCCAUGGAGAAGAGCUCACCCAAAGAGGAGGAGGAAGAGGAAGAUCCUGAGAGUCCCCUGGAGGAGGAAGAGGACGAGGCCGAGAAGAAGGAGAGCUCCCCCGCCCCCAAGAAGACAAAGGAGGCCGCAGGAGGAGAGGAGGAGGAAGAGGACGAAGAAGAGGAGGAUGGCUCAGAAGAGGAGGCACCCUCUGGAGAAGAUUAGAAGAUGGUACCCAUUUGAAGCCCAUCCUCCACAUCUCUCUCUUUCUGUCUGUUCUCAGUGUUUUUUUAUUUUUUAUUUUCUUUUGGAUUUUUGUUUUGUUUUGGGGGUUUUUUUUUUUUUUUGCUUUGCGUUUAGACCUUUUUUUUUUUUUUUUUUUUUUUUUUUUUGUCCUGGUGGCCUGGCUCAGUGGUUUGGACUUGGUGUGCAUCUCCCCACCCCACCUUUUCUUGCUGCCUCCAGCUUCAACGUAGUGCUCCUGUGGCCAUACAGCAUAUGUAAGGACUUAGUAUUCUCUCUUCAUCCAUUCUGGAUUUUAGUGUGAAAACUCUGUGCUAGCAAGCAUCCGUCCUGAGUGUGAGCACAUCGCUUUACUGCUUACUGUUUAUUUUGUUUCCUCCACUGCGGUUACCUGUCAUUGCUGGCCACGCUCUUUACUUUCUUUCUUUUUUUUUUUUUCUUUUUUUUAACUGAUUACUGAUAUUGUCAGUAAGAUAAGCGCUGUAUUUGCAGAACAACAAAGAGUGAGCACGUGCAGGCAGAGGUGAAGCCUUCACCUUCUCUGAUUUGCUCUUAAGAGGGUAGCAAUAGGUGGUUAAACGGUUCCUUCAGUUAGAGCAGCGUCUUUUAAAUUCCAUUUCAAAGCUCACCACGCGCCCUUUAGACGCUUUAAUUUGAAUCGUUUGUAGCCGCUGCCUCCUUAGAGGUGUAGCUGGGUGUUUGCUACAUGUCAGACCGCCACCGUCGCACAUUUCAGGACAACACGUGCGUGCGCCCUUGCGUUCAUGUUUAAAUUUUCUUUGGGAUACUUCCUGUCCUUUUCCUCCAAGCCCAUCAGUUGCCUUUGUGAAACGGUUUCUGUUGUUGUAUUUCAGGCUUUCUAAUAACCUCCUUUUUAAAAUAAACACAUUUUCUAUUCCCCGCAUGGCUACAGCGUCUUCUUAACACUCAAGCCCUUGUGCCAGGCAUCCUAAAACCUUUUUAUUUUAAGAAAGAUGUUUUUUUUUUUCUUUUUUUUUUUCCAGAGUUAAAAAUGAAUGUUUUUUCUCCUGUUGGUUCAUUGUUCUAAUUCUCUAUUCAGAUUUUUUUUGUAAUGUUUGUUUUUUAAGAAAAAGAAAUAAAAUGUAUCUUGAUUUUAAAGAAAAAA